This is a messenger RNA of Entrophospora candida, 1995 nucleotides long. The record is from the annotation of a GenBank genome assembly. NCBI's taxonomy places the organism in Eukaryota, Fungi, Glomeromycota, Glomeromycetes, Entrophosporales, Entrophosporaceae.
UCAAGUAUAAAAAAGCUAAGAGAAGAAGAAGAAUUAGUUCGGAGAGAAGAAUUAAAGCAACUAAUUUCUAAACAUGAAGCUGCGUUGAGGAAUUUAUUUUUUAUGGAAAUUAUGACGAAUGAUCUCGAUAAUAUAGAAGUGUAUACAGAGAUAAUAGAUCCAUCAAAAAUAGAUAAGACAAAAUUAAAUGAAUAUUUAGAGAAAAAUAAAUUGACCGAAGAUCUUCCUGAUGUUGAAAAAAGCACAAAUACUUCAAACACCUCAGGGCAAUCUCCAAGUUCACAAAUUAAUACACAACAGUCUCAACCACAACCCCAGUCUUCAAAUGAUCAAAAGGCUCAGAAUAAAAAGACAAGACGUGUUUCAUUACCACCUGCUGAAAAAAUGAUUACAAGGUUACACAGUGGUGCAAUUAAAGAAAAAAGUGUAGCUGAAAUCAUAGAAAAUGCUGAGCAGCGAAACCAAUUCGGGGUCUCCAACACAUCUACUUCAAAUAUAACAUCACCUACAUCUGCUACGAGUUUUAGGUUGCCCACAGUAAAAUUAAAUGUACCUCAAAGAAGACAUUCUUCUCAUAAAUCAAAUAUGGUUUCUCAAAAAUCUGGUGAAGGAAGACAACAAAAUGCUAUUAGUAGAUCAGAUAAUACCUCACGUUCUAUGGAUCGUGAAUCCAUUAUAUCAAAUUUCACUAUACAGCCUUUACAUAAACUAGUACAAGAUACGACAAAAGCAGUAACUUCUGAAAAUUGGGAUACUGCUUGUGAUGAGACUAUUUAUGCAAGGAUAUUACAACGUAUAGAGGAACUCAAAGAUGAAGAUUCUUGGAGUUUUGAACAGAUUGAACCCUUCAUUGAUCCACCUAGGAAAAAAACACAUCAAGAUUAUUUAUUGGAAGAGAUGAAAUGGUUAGCAAAAGAUUUUAAAUUUGAGAGAAAAUGGAAAAUUGCUGCAGCUUUUCAUAUGGUUCGUUGGGUGAUGGAAUGGCAUGAAACUGAUGACAAAUCUUCAAUAUGUGUUAAAUGUGUUAAGCCUCAUAAUUCCUCCCCAAAUUCAGUAGAGUCUUUAAGAAAUAAAAUUAUCAACUUGUCAUUAAAUGAUAUCGUAUGUACAUUAGAAACACAAGAUGGGCAAUUUUAUGAUAUCGAAAAGGCUUUCCCGGAGUUACCGGCAUACACACCACCUAAGCCUUCUCCUGAUGAUAUUUAUAUUGACGAAAUUCAUUGUCAUCGCAUUAUUCCUGUAUCGAAAAUUAUGUAUAGACAGAAACACAAUGUCCGAAAAGGAGAAUCUAGUACUAUUCGUGAAUAUCAAGAUGAGGAUCCUUAUUAUAAAAAAAUUAAAAAUGAAAAUUCUGAUGAGGCUGAAUUAAUCGAUGAUGAGAGUUACUCUAAUAAAAUUUUCUGGUCAGAAUCACAUCAGAACAAUAAACAAAUAAAAGAUUUAACAAAGAAUUUUUCAAAAUUUGACACACCUAAAUUACGUCGUAAUUUUAACUUGACAGAAUCAAUAAAACGAGUGUCUAAAAUUCGCCAAGACAAUAUCACUAAAAAUCAAACUCAAAGAAGAAUACAUGAUCAACAUAUAUCAUCCCGAAGAAUUGCAAAUCCAAUGGAAUUGAGUCAUAUCAAGAUUGAACAAGAACGUCAAGUACAAGCAGUAUUAUAUGAACAGCGACACGCUGCAGCUGUUGCUUUUCAAGGACACGGAAGACCAAUUUAUAUGAGAUCACAAAAUCCAAUAAUUGCACAAGGAAGAACAUCAUCUGUUGCUGUCGCAAAUGCGAAUCAUAUUCAAGCUUUUGUAAUGCAAAGGCAAGCACUAGCUCAGGCUCAACAGCAGCAGCAAAGACUUUCUCAACAACAAAUGACGCCUAAUAUGACGCCUAAUAUGACGCCCAAUAUGGCACCUAAUAUGGUACCUGCUUCUCAAGCUCAAUCUUUACAGGUUCAACAAUAUUACAAUUCACAACUUCGAGGUCAACAAUUCCAAUUUUAA